Messenger RNA from Haliotis rubra (blacklip abalone), 1341 nucleotides. RefSeq names its product probable alpha-ketoglutarate-dependent hypophosphite dioxygenase. The coding region runs from base 1 to 1005 and encodes 334 amino acids. The record is from RefSeq and is a predicted model, not a curated record. Lineage: Eukaryota; Metazoa; Mollusca; Gastropoda; Lepetellida; Haliotidae. The transcript has 12 exons.
AUGACUGCUGGUGAGAGCAACAGCCUUCAAGCUAAAGUGUCGAGACUGAAGAAAGAACAAUGCCUGCCACACCCAAGGAGAUCCACCCCCGGGGUGCCCGACUACAGCACCGUGCACGAGGCCGUCGGUGACCUGUUUCCUCCAGUGACUAACAAGUCUGACUGGUCCAAGUUCCGUUUGACAGAUGACCAGAUUGCCCAGUUCAACAAAGAUGGCUACCUUCUCAAUGUGCCGAUUCUCUCAGCAGAACAGUGCGACAGAAUACUGGAUGACUACAAGUACUUCACGAAUAAGGACGAAAAACACCCAGGGAUGGACUUGUUGUAUGAAUACCAUAGCAACCAAACUGGAGACCCUACACGGGUACUCAUGCACUGUCUGGGACACUGGCGGAUGACCAAGAUGUUCCAUGAUCUGACCUUCCUCCCCUCGGUGGUUGUACCUGCAUCUCAGCUGCUAGACCCAUCAGGGAAAGAGGUUCCGGUCCGAUUCUGGCACGAUCAGCUGUUUGCUAAACCCCCACAUCAUGGUGGGGUUGUUGCCUGGCACCAGGACUAUUCGUACUGGACCCGCACAAAACCCAUGAUGCAUUUAACGGUGCACAUAGCGCUGGAUGAACAGUUCGAACAGAACGGGGCUCUCAAGUACAUCCCAGGCUCACACAAAUGGACCAGGAAUGGCAACCCUCUCCCAGUGACGGACUUCAACUUCGCUGACAUGGAGUCCAUCCAGACAAUCCUGAACGACGAAGAGAAAGCAGCCUUUAAGCCAAUCACAGGCAACCUGAAGAAGGGCCAUGCCAGCUUCCAUCAUGCACUGGCCGUUCAUGGUUCCUAUGGCAACAAAUCCGAUGUGCCCCGCCGAGCUGCCGUGCUGAAUUACUUUGCUGACGGAGUCAGAUCGGACUCUGAUGAGGAAUUGCUCAAAGGAAUUUCUGUUCCAAAGGGUAACAAGAUGGAGGGCCAGUUCUUCCCUAUUGUCUACGACCCAGCCUGGGCCGUCUAACACCCCUGCCCUUCAUCCCCAUUUGACACCGACAGCGUUGGCGUCACCUACAUAAGGAAGCAGUCAUGCUGGAUAAUGCAUCAAGACAUGCCAAGUCAAUUAUUGCUUUUUUUAAAAUAAAAGAAUAGUGAAAAUAUGGCAGACAAUUUUGUUAUUUUACUGUCAUGUUUUUUUUAAAGCAUGAAAUGUCUUUUGGAUGAUGUGAAACCACUGGCUGUAAUCUUGAGGUGAUUACAUGUUAAUUAACUUUUUGUUCACCAGGUUGGUUGCAGGGUAAAUAAACUGUUUGCAACUGACUUGAGACUGUGAUUUGAAAGGAAUAAAAGGUUGAAUCUA